AUGCCUUCCAAGACGAUAGACGAGUGGUCAGUGUCCAUGCUAACAGGCGGGGUACCUGUCAACUUCCCUUACUCAGCAUCUUCCGCAUCAGUCUUCUCCGAAGAUGGCAGGUAUUUAAUCACGACAUUAUCGCAUCAAAUAAGAGUCUACUUCAUCUCCACUAGACAGUGCAUCAGGACCAUAGACAUAGACCUCAGCGAGCUCGCGGAUGUCAAGUUGGACGUUACAAAUCCGAACCAUGUUGUUUUGUUCAAAAGCUCGGGAGAAAUCAUCGUCGUCAAUUACAAAGACAAGUUGAUCGAUCCCGUGAUUUCCAGGACCAGUAUCCAGCAGCAAUUGGAGACUUUGAGCGUGUUGAGCGUCGUGAGUGUAAAGCACGACAAGUAUGUUGUUGUGACGGGCAAGGCUCUUGAUAAAAAGAAAAAGGGACACGGUCCGCACACGAGACACCUCAUCUCCGUUGACCGCACUGCAGAUUCCGUUAGCCACAUUGUGGAGAUCCAAAAUGUCCUCAACUACGCGGUGUCGUUGGACACUUCCAAGAUUGCAUUUGUCACGGCUGACCAGCUGAUAUUGUUGUUGGAUCUCGAGAUUUUCUACAGCAACAGUUUAGACGACGUGGAACCGCUCUCGCUCACCCUGGCUAAAAACUGGGAGGAGUUGAUUGUGAGCGAAGUGAUACCUUUCCAGUACAGAUCUCCCAUCACGUGCGCCGCCGUCUCCAAUGACUCGAUAGUUGCAUUGGGAACAAACUCGGGCGUGAUACAGAUUGUUUAUGGCGGCAGCUCGGAGAAUAAUAGCGACAGCACCACCCAACGUCUCUUGAAAUGGCAUUUCGACCAGGUGAAUGCCUUGUAUUUCACAAGCGAUAACAACUAUUUGUUGUCGGGUGGAUCUGAAAAAGUGUUGGUGUUUUGGCAGUUGGAGACGGAAAAGAAGCAAUUUUUGCCCCGAUUGAACGGACCCAUUGACAAAAUCGCCAUCGAUGCUCACAAGAACGACUAUAUCUCGCUUCUUUUGAAAACAGACGUGGGCAACUACGAGAUAUUGUUGCUAUCGUUGGUGGACUUGGUCUCCAGGUUGGCUGUCAACACAAUCAGACCCAAAUUUGCAAACAUUUUAAAGACAACACUAUCAAGGACCAAGAAGAGAUACGCUAAGGACGCUUCUUUCCGUAAGGAGUUCAACAAACUCAAAUUGAAAUACGACUACACUUGUGCUUUUGAAAUACACUCAAAAACGAAAAACUUGUAUUUUCCCAACGAAUCGUCGAUACAAGCUUACGACAUAAUCAGAAACGAGCAAAGCUUUGUGCAGCAUGCAGCGCCGACAAUCUCGACAGGUAAAGUGCGAGGAGAGCAAAAGAUUGCUGAUCCGCAAAUUGUUCUUCUCAAAUUCUCAAAAGACGGCGAAUGGAUGUGCACUUAUGACGAAGUCGCUGACUCCGAGAUUGAUUCGUUGAUGUCCAAAAAGGACAAGCAGCACGCUUUGAAAUUCUGGAAGUUCAACGAGAGCAAAGACAAGGAAAACAAGGACAACAAAGAUAACAAAGAUAGCAGAAAUGGCUUUUGGGAAUUGACUUCUAUAAUCAUGGAUCCACACGGGAAAGGCACACCCGUGCUUAGCUUGAUUGCUGCACCUACUUCAUAUUUCAACGGUGUAGCAUUCCUCACCGCUGACAACCGCGGAGGCUUGCGUGUAUGGAGACCAACGUUCCCCAAGGAAGCAUACAAAGUCAACACCGCAUCGACGCCGAAUAAACAAAACAAAUCGCAGCAGAUAGCAUGGACGUUGCGCAAACAAAAGCCCGCCUCGUCGUCCAACAGCACAUUUGACGCGGUAUCGCUCGCUUGGUCCGACGACAGCUCCACCAUUUUCAUGAGCCACGAAUGCUCGAUCGACUGCGUUGAUUCCAAGACGUUUGACCUAGUGCCCGAUUUCCAGAUCCCGACUUUGACCGAGUCGAAAAUCAGGGCGAUCCAUUUCCUCAAUAACCAUCUCGUGGUGCUUUCCAAGACCCGUUUUUUUGUCUACGAUCUCAUCGCGGCCCAAUUGACGGACUUGGUCACCAAGGUCCACACCACGAGCGGCGCCAAGCAAUUGAUCACCGUCGACGCUAAGAGGAACUUGAUUGGCUUGGCUAUCAACUUUUAUGAAAACUUUGAGCCGCUGGAGGCUGACAAUUUGAGCAUUGCGUCCAAAUUGUACAUUUUCAAACCCGAUCAAGCAAAACCCAUAUUCGUGAAGGAGCACGAUCUGGGCAUUGCUUCCUUGCGCACCGAUUCAAAGUCAUUUAUAUUUGUAGAUUUGGAGUGCCGAGCCGGUUCAAUCACUUCGACCUUGCUCGAGGACGUCCAUGACUUUAGAGAUGUUGCCGGCGACGACGACGACGAGGAGAAGAAGACGGGGUCGUUGACGGAUGAAAUCAAGCUGAUGUUGAUCAGUGCCCAGGGAAAUGUGGACUUGAUGAACUACAAAACCGAUGCCGGCAAUAUGCGGCCGAAGCAACAACAACAGAAUGGCUCAACUGAGGAAGAUUUCGAAGCAGCCAUGAGCACGAGCGAAAAGGUUGUAGGUUUGCACACUUUCCAAUCAGUGUUUCAGAAUUUAAAUGGCUUGCAGGUUGACACGAUAUUCGAUCGUAUUACAGAUAUUCUUAAAUAG
This is a messenger RNA of Lodderomyces beijingensis, 2664 nucleotides long. The record is from the annotation of a GenBank genome assembly. Lineage: Eukaryota; Fungi; Ascomycota; Pichiomycetes; Serinales; Debaryomycetaceae.